CCCAGAGAGAGUCAGAAUAAGAGGUCCCAACUCCUGUCCCCCCAGGAGGCAGCCUCUGCCUCCAUCUUCUGAGUUCUUGUGAAAAGAGAAGGUGGUAAGAACAGUACCAUCUCCCUGGGAGGACCGUACGGGCAUCCCUGUAGCUCCUGAGGACCCACUGGGUGCUUCUCACCUUUGUGGAGGAAAAGAUGUGUUGGAAAACAUUGCUGCUUCUGCUGUUGUGUUACGAUGCUCAGGCUACUGUAUCCCACAGGUGGAGCAGGGCCGUCCUCUUCCCUGCUGCCCAUCGGCCAAAGAGGUCCUCAUCAAUGCCCCUGAAUCCCGUCCUGCAGAGCUCCCUGGAGGAAGUGGAACUGCUCUAUGAGUUCCUGCUAGGUGAACUUGAGAUCAGCCCGGACCUAGAGAUCUCCAUCAAGGACGAGGAGCUCGCCUCCUUGCGGAAGGCUUCGGACUUCCGCGCCAUCUGCAAUGCCGUCAUCCCCAAGCGCGUCCCUGACAUCCGCAGGCUGAGCGCCACCCUCUCCAGCCAUCCUGGCGUCCUCAAGAAAGAGGACUUUGAAAGGACAGCGCUGACCCUGGCCUACGCAGCCUACCGCACAGCCCUGUCCCAAGGGCAUCAGAAGGACAUCUGGGCCCAGUCCCUCCGUAGCCUCUUCCAGGCCCUGAGGCGUGACUUGAUGCGGUCCUCAGGCUCCAGAGUGUCUCCCUGAGAGACGCCCGCACCAGCAGGGCCCAGCAUACACACUAAUCCAGAAAUUCUUCAUUUUCAGAGACCAGCAGCAAAACAUGUGCCACCCACUCAGAGUAGCAGAGAUAAUUAAGCCCGAUGCUCUUUGCCCCUUGUAGCUUCUUGACAAGCACACCUGAUUCAUGUCAUACAUAAUGUGAUGUAGGCUGGAAGAAAGGGCUGGAGUGGUCAUUCAAGAUGACUCCAGAGGCCGAACGGGUUGCCUGGUGACAUGCAGAGUCUAAGAUACGCUUCAACACUGAGUGCCUGCCACAAAUACCCAAGAGUGAGGACAGAACUGGAGGAGACAUCAUAGAGGUUUGAGCAUGGUGGGAAGAUGGGGGACAGAUUUCUUUGGUUCUAAGAGAUCAGGGUGCGGGGUUGAAUGAACAUCUUUCUGAAGGUUCUGUAGUAAGAAAGAAGCUAGAGCCACAGCCAAAUAAAUACAGUGUUAGCCAAGGAUAUACUUCUCAACUUUUCCAAAAGUCGCUGAAAGGAAUCAGUUAGAAAAUCGGUAAUUUGAUGACCUAUAUGUCUUGACCCUUCUUAUCUGAAGGCCGGUCUAAAACAGAGAAGAAACAUGAAGGGGGGCGGGGGGCACAGAAAUGCUACAAAAGUCAUGCCUGUCUUUUGAGCAGAGAAAGCAAGCUAAUGCAGAGAGGGUCACCUUAAUGAGGAAGUGGUACCAACAGCCAUGCCUUUCUAUCCUAACACUAAAAUUAUGCAGCAGCAUCAGAGAAUGAAGUGCUCCAAAUAAAAUCCUAAAUGAUUUUCAGGUGACAGAUUUUUUUGGCCCUUACAAAUGCCAAGUUUUCAUUUUAGCAGCAUUGAUUUGAUAUAGUUUGAAAUUAUACAUACGAAAUUCCUGAAGCUUUUAUUUUGCAUCUUUGAAACAUUCUAAGGAAGGAGGUGGAAAACAUAAUCUCUAAGAUGCCUGGACUUCUGAAAUUUCCACAAUCAUUUCCCUAACUGUAAGAUAUUACAGAGAGGACGCCUGGACCUAAGGGGGCUGCUGGACUAUUUGUACCAACACUGGAAAGUCCAUGGCUUUGCUAAUUGUGUAUCUGGUCUGAGUUUUUCUGCUGCCUUCCUCACAGUCGGGCUAUAAGAGGUGCAUUUUCUUUAUGACCGAUAUCACUUGCCCUUUAUAUUUUGUUCUUUCUUAGCUGCCAUCACCUAAAAAACAAGAUAGCUGGGCUUGUUAUAAUUUUAUGUUAAAUAAGAGUUAAUAGGUGAAGUACCUGGGUUCUAAUAAAGAUCCCUCACCAGUCAGAGGUCUCUCCGGCUUCUCCUAGGUUUGCAGCUGGGUCCUGAAGCCAGGGUAGCAAUGAAUAGGUGAGGAUGCAUUGGGCUAAAUUUGAUUCUGAAAUGAGUAUUUAACAAUUGCCAUUCGAUGAUGACAAAAGCUGGUCUGGAUUUCUGUAAAAUCUUUGUAAAACUGAGCUUUGCCUAGCGGGAAGAGAAAAAUAGAGCUUUGCAUUCUAAUGUUCUCAGGCUCAGAAGUUUAAUAACUGACUCUCUUUCUUAUUCCCUGAUUAUACUGUUCCUUUACCUCCCUCAAAUGCAGACUGAUAUAUGCUUUUUUGUUCAAUUUUUGUCUUUCUAAUACUGCGUGUUCUCUACGACAUGUUCACUUUGCUCGUUGUUGGUGUCUCUGCUGCUCUAUCUUUGGGUCUGAUUCAGAUUAUCUUUGCAUCCAUUUGACAUUUGCUCGCUCUAUCUCUGCCAGCCCGCAUUCAUUCUCUGACGCACACUGGCUUUCGGUCUCCUUUGGGUAUCACUGUCUGACUAAAACAAAGGUCGGUGUACAGGCAGGGUGGCGAUUGCCCAGAAGGCAGAUGAGCCUCACAAUCUAUCUUCACUCUCGGUACUUUCCCUUGAUGUGGGUUGGGGAGGGGCGUCAGUAGAGGGCUCAGUCCCCACCACUCUAUAAGAAAUACCCUGGCCAUCAGAGUCUUGCAUCACACCCUGUGAUUCCGCCCCAUCAGAAGGGAUCUCAGAGCUUCCCUUCAGUCACCAGCUGGGAAGACCCACCCUGGUAAUUCCUGCUUCCCAGGCCAUCAUACACAUGGCUGCUCCCGGGAGCAGGACAUCCAUGGUGGAAGGGUAGCUCCCAGACCAGUGACAGCAAUGGUCAUUCAUUCACCCUGCAACAAAAAAUUAAAGGCACUGUGCUUUUGUGCUCGUAAAUCAGGGCGCAUGUAUGUGGCAAUAUAUGACUGAAAAAAACAAAAACAAGGAAGGCAUGACCUUUUUUAAAGACAAAUAAAAAUUUUAUUUUCAGUAACUAGAUGCUUAAAACACUAUUUUAGUCUGAGUAUAAAUUGCUUACCCACAAAAAGUUUUAUAACAAUGGCUUCAUUUACAUGCAAAAUCAAGUAUUAUGCUCAUGACUGACACCCAAAAGCCUGACUCUUUGCCCAGUGAACAGGGAAGUAAAAAGACUGGACAGAAACAGAAUCUUGCAUUUUGCCUCAUUAAUACCACCACACUGUACAUACCGCAAUCACAACCAAGUCAUAUUUUAUCAUAUUUACUCAUAAACAGAAUAAAUUUGGGGUGUGACAUUUGUAGUAGAAACUUGCCUGUGACUUAUGGAACCAAUUCUGCCAUUUCUAUACUGCUGGGAAAUAUGAGGAUCUAUAAAUUCUGGAAGUUUCCUCUAGAGUUGGCAUCCUCACAGCUACCUCUGAUGUCACUCAAGAGACAUUGAAAAACAUCUCUGCGCUGAAACUUUCAUUGCUCUGUCAUCUCACCUUGAAUCCAGCUAAGAGUAUCACAUACUGGUAAAUCAAUCAGAAGGUAUUCCCACGGGUAAACUGGUCUAAAAUCAAAUGCUUGUUAAAUGACUUUCUAUGGUACCCCUUACUCUCCAAACCCAUUUUAAUGUCUGACUUUUUGUGUGUGUGGGAAAAAAGCACAACAUGAAUUUACCCUCUGAACUAUUUUUAAGUGGACAGUACAAUAAUGUUGACUAUAUGCACAUCGUUCUGUGUUCAGAUCUCUUUUCAUCUUGCAAAAAUCGUAGCUAUGGAACAACAACUCCUUUUUCCCCUCUCCCCCAGGCCCUGGCAACUGCCAUCCACUUUCUGUUUCUAAGAAUUUGACUACUUUAGAUACCUCAUAUAAGUGGUAUUUGUCUUACAUUUCUUUAAGCCUUGUAUUCUGGAAAAUGUUUUCCUCAUCUGAAAAAAAUGGAUAGAGUACUGAAGAAGAACUACUGGUCUUAAUGUGUCAUUCACCUUCCCUAAUUUUAUUUAACAAAUAUUCACUAAUGGUGUAAUAAAUAUGACAUGAUCGAGUUACUAGGCUCAGUGGAAUCUUUUGUUAUCUCAGAUUUUCUCACCAAGGAAUUUUGAAGUGGUUCAUGGAUUUAACGUAACGUUGAUUUCCACAGUUAUUUAUUAUUCAUCCAGUCUCUUUUAAUAUUUGCCACCAAAACGUUGUACGUGCAGUAUUAUUCAUGCUGAGUUUCAAAAUCAUCACAGAAAUAAGGCCUGAAUGUAGUAAAGACAGUAGCCAGUUUUUAACAUGCAUUUAAAGAGAUAAGUCAUCAUAGCCCAUCCUAUGAUGGCAUGAUAAUUUCUAAGGGGACCUAGGAUGUCCACGGCUGCAACUGCCUUAGAAGUCAAGAAGAACUGGUUUUCUAGAGUCCCUUCUCCAAUUACUUUACAUUUACCCUGGGGAUCAUUUCCAACUGGUAUAGCUGUAGACCUUGGAACGCCAUUCCUUGCAUUCCGUAAAUUCAAGAGAACCUGGGUUUCACAACCUUUAAUUCUCCUCAGCCUCUCUCAGAUCAAGGCAAUGUUGCUGAAGACCACCACUUAUGGAACAUUUGGGGUUGUCUUUCUUUCUUUUCUUCCUUACCCCAAAUCCACAUGGCCUUUCUGAGAAAGGCUAACAGCAUCUCCCUAUCUAUAAGCAGCAGAAAGUCGAGUCCAGCUGCUGGCAAGGGCCUGUCCCUGAACUUGUCAGUUUCUUCCUUGCCUUCCCACCUCCUCCUUGCAGCCCAGCCAAACGAAGCCUUCUGCUUCUUUUUUGGUAAAAAGCCUCUAAGAGAAGCAUUUGAGCACCUACUCCAGCCAGAAAGACCACUGACGUCUGGGCUCCAAAGACCUCUGAAAUGAUAUUGGCAUCUAGACUUUUCCAGAGAGGCACAGCUGUCCUUCCAAUUCUCCCUACAAAGGUCUGUGGUCUUUCUUACAAGCUGACACCCUCUGCUGACUCAGACGCUUUAUCAAAUUCUCUUUGCCACCAGGGAAGUUGGAAAGGUUUAAUACUGUACACUCUGGGGAAAAUUUCUCCAGAAUUAACAUUUUGUUUUCUCCCUGCCACCAGACCGACCCAUCAUCUUCCCAAGGGCUAGGGCCCUCCCAGAGAAAGCUCUGUGUCCUACAAUCUGCAACGAUAAAACUGUGCUUGGGGAAGUGGAUUAUGUUUACAAUGAUGGUCAUCACUCCAGCCCCUAGAAUGUUUGAAAAACAAAAAUAAGCUUUGCAAGUUGCCUAAGUUCUGCAGAAUCAGCAGGCCCCUGCUGGGACCAAUCAAGAAGUGCCUUUGGAAGAG
Molecule: messenger RNA, 5293 nt
Organism: Rhinolophus ferrumequinum (greater horseshoe bat)
Lineage: Eukaryota; Metazoa; Chordata; Mammalia; Chiroptera; Rhinolophidae
Gene: FAM180A
Product: family with sequence similarity 180 member A
Exons: 3
Coding region: 189-710 (173 amino acids)
Source: RefSeq, a predicted model, not a curated record